AUGGCCACCGCCUACAGCACGCAGCGCUUUCUCUCUGCCGUCUCCGCCUCGCGCCCUCUCGGUAGUCCACUGCGAUCGUCUGACGUGUCAUUUCGUCCGCGUCCGUUCGUCCCGUCGCAUUCAAGCUGUCACUCCCGCCGCGCGUCUCACCGCCAGCGAGUAAUGCCGCGCGCGUCGGCAGCGGAUUCCAGUGCGCGCGGCAUCGAGGACGGCCGCUCCGCCAAAGGCGUAGAAGACGCGUUUCCCGCCAUGGCGGUCCCAUCCCAGCUGACAUCACCCCUGCUGGCAGCCAAUGGGGGGAGCAGCCCGCCGCCUGCAGCAGCUGAGAGCACCCCGCCCACCAGCGCUGCCGUGUGGACUGCUGCCGCCCUGCCCUUCCUCUUCCCAGCGCUGGGCGGGGUGCUCUUCGGCUACGACAUCGGCGCCACCUCCAGCGCUCUGCUCUCCCUCAAGGUGCGCGUGUGUGGGUGGCAGCGUGUGGAGGGUGCAGUGCAGCACAGGCGGGGCGGAGGGCGGCAGGACCCAGUGCUGUCAGGCACGGACUGGUUUGACCUCUCCUCCACGGCUGUUGGCCUCGUGGUGAGUGGGUCGCUGGGAGGAGCGCUGCUGGGCUGCCUGCUCGCCUUCCGCAUCGCCGACCCUCUCGCCCCUCCCCUCACCUCCACUAGCCCUUCCCCUCACCUACUCCCUUCUACACCUCACACCCCUUUUCCGUGCCGCAUCCCCCUCACCCGCACUUCUCUUCCUGCCGUCUUCGAGGUCCCACUGCCUCCCUCGCCCUCACCUCACCCCCCCCUCUUUCUCUUAAUCCUCCUCCUGCUGCUGCUCCCCCUCCCCCUCCCUCUUCCCCCCCCCACGCCCACCGCCACCGCGUGCGACGCAGGGCGGAGGAGGGAGCUGGUGCUGGCGGCGGGGCUCUUCUUUACGGGAGCGCUGCUCACAGCCUCCGCCACCUCCCUGCCUGCGCUGCUGGCUGGUCGCCUCGUCUACGGCUCCGCCAUCGGCCUUGCCAUGCAUGCGGCGCCCAUGUACAUAGCGGAGACCAGCCCACCGGCCAUACGGGGCACGCUCAUCGCACUCAAAGAAGCCUUCAUUGUCGCCGGCAUCCUCGUGAGCCUCGCCUCCCACUCUGCUGCGCCCCACCUCCCAUGCUGCUGCGCCCCACCUCCCAUUCUGCUGGGGUACGUGAGUGGCAGUGUGCUGGUGGGCACGGAGGGCGCCUGGCGAGGCAUCUACGGGGUGGCAGCGCCGCUGGCACUCGUGAUGGCGGCCGGCAUGGCGUGGCUGCCACCCUCCCCCCGCUGGCUGCUGCUGCGCGCCCAGCAGCAGCACCACCACCGGGAGACGCGCGGGCAAGAGGGGGAGGAUGGGCAGGAUGGGCAGGCGGGGGCCAGGGGCGAGGAGGCGCGGAGGCGGGCAGUGGAGGCGGUGAGGCGGCUGAGGGGGGGCGCGUGUGGGGAGGGGGAGGCGCGGAGGGAGGUGCAAGGCAUGGUGGAGGCCAUGGGGGAGGGGGGGGGCAAGGGGGGUGCAAGUGGGUGGGGCGAGCUGGUGGCAGGGGCGAGUGGGCGCGCGCUGGUGAUUGCCUGUGGGCUCGUGUUCUUCCAGCAGGUGGGCUCGUCACAUUCCCACAGGGGUCUCAUGCCUGGAUGGGCUGAUGGGAUGGAGCACAGGGGUCUUGUGCAUGGAGGAGAAGCGUGGCACGUGGUCUUGUGCAUGGAGGAGAAGCGUGGCACGUGGUCUUGUGCAUGGAGGAGAAGCGUGGCACGUGGUCUUGUGCAUGGAGGAGAAGCGUGGCACGUGGUCUUGUGCAUGGAGGAGAAGCGUGGCACGUGGUCUUGUGCAUGGAGGAGAAGCGUGGCACGUGGUCUUGUGCAUGGAGGAGAAGCGUGGCACGUGGUCUUGUGCAUGGAGGAGAAGCGUGGCACGUGGUCUUGUGCAUGGAGGAGAAGCGUGGCACGUGGUCUUGUGCAUGGAGGAGAAGCGUGGCACGUGGUCUUGUGCAUGGAGGAGAAGCGUGGCACGUGGUCGUGUGCAUGGAGGAGAAGCGUGGCACGUGGUCUUGUGCAUGGAGGAGAAGCGUGGCACGUGGUCUUGUGCAUGGAGGAGAAGCGUGGCACGUGGUCUUGUGCAUGGAGGAGAAGCGUGGCACGUGGUCUUGUGCAUGGAGGAGAAGCGUGGCACGUGGUCGUGUGCAUGGAGGAGAAGCGUGGCACGUGGUGCCUCCAUCCUCCAGGUGCCUCCAUCCUCCAGGUGCCUCCAUCCUCCAGGUGCCUCCAUCCUCCAGGUGCCUCCACGCUUUCUUCAUGCGCCCUGUCGCUCGUCCCCAUCCAUGCGUCUGCUGCCCAUCCUCUGGAUGCGGGCUUCUCGGCUGCCACUGAUGCCACCCGGGUGUCGGUGCUGCUGGGUCUCUUCAAGCUGGGCAUGACGGGCGUGGCCAUCGCCACUGUGGACCGCUGGGGCCGCCGCCCUCUGCUGCUCGCUGGCGUCUCCGGCCUCGUGGCGAGCCUGGUGCUGCUGGGGUGGACGUACAGCAGCCUCAGCGGCGUGCCCGCCCUCAGUGUGCUCGCCCUGCUGCUCUUCGUCGGCUGCUACCAGGUCACGUCACCUCCCUCCUCUGCUAGCCAUGUGACGUCACCUCCCUCCUCUGCUAGCCAUCCCACCUGCCCGUGUGCCCGCAUGCCUAUGUUCCUGCAUGCGUGUGUGUUGGCGUGCCUACCUGCGUGUGCGCUUGUGGCAGAGCAGGUGUCGUUUGGCCCCAUAGCAUGGCUAAUGGUGUCGGAGGUGUUUCCUCUGCCGGUGCGGGGCCGAGCGCAGAGCAUCGCCACGCUCCUCAACUUUGCCUCCAACGCCCUCGUCACCUUCGCCCUGCCGCCCAUUCAAGGCGCGUUGGGGCAAGCAGGCACGUUCUACUCGUUUGCCACCAUCGGUGCUGGAGCCCUCCUCUUCAUCUACCUGUGGGUGCCCGAGACCAGAGGGCUCCAGCUGGAGGAGAUCGAAGCAAAGCUAGUCGCCGGCAAGAUAUGA
This is a messenger RNA of Closterium sp. NIES-65, 3024 nucleotides long. The record is from the annotation of a GenBank genome assembly. NCBI's taxonomy places the organism in Eukaryota, Viridiplantae, Streptophyta, Zygnematophyceae, Desmidiales, Closteriaceae.